This is a messenger RNA of Blumeria graminis f. sp. triticale, 1323 nucleotides long. Lineage: Eukaryota; Fungi; Ascomycota; Leotiomycetes; Helotiales; Erysiphaceae. The record is from the annotation of a GenBank genome assembly.
GAACCCAUAAUCUUUGUCUAUACUGCGGAGCAAACAACCAUUUGGUGGAGAGAUGUCAGCUCACAAAGGGACAACGCCGCCUCAACACCACGGCAUACGAGCCAGACACUGCAACCUCUAUACACCACAAGAACGAAUCUGUACGUACUCACACCCUCUACUCUGCUAAAUUGCAAACCUGGCCCCCCCCCCACUGACUUCACCCCUAGGAUUAAAUCUCGAUGUCCUCAACUCAAAGUCAAAGGGUCAGUGGGUGGAAAGGUAGUGCAUGCAUUAGUAGAUAGUGGUGCGGAAGAUAAUUUCAUCAAUAAAAAUAUUUUACCAGAACUUCAAAUCCAAAAGUCUACUCCUUUGUCCCAACCAAUUAUCGCUGCAGACGGCCACAUCAUUGUGCCUAGUGAUAAAGCAAGAAUUGUAGAAGUAGAAUGUAAAUUUAAUGACCUCGCAAAAGGUCAAUUCUCCUUUGUACCAGCUCCACUGAAACAUCAAGAUGUCAUACUAGGUUACCCAUGGUUGCAACGCCUAAAUCCAAACAUUGAUUGGAUUACCGGUAAAAUAGAAUGCAACAAUCUCAUACCACAAAAGCGUCCCAUAAAAACACCAAUAAUAAAAACAAGGCCACGCACAUUUCCCUCCCCUCUCCGCACUGUAGGUCAACGCUGGGGUGCACGCCCACUCAAUAACAGUAAAGCCAUCGCUAUGACAAAGCACGUUUGCGAACUCAUCCGCAAAAACACCAGUGUCCAACAAAACAAUGGCCCCAACACUGAGGAAAGAGUUUCCAUAAUUGAUUGGCAAAAAUUAUACCACACCCUAAAAUUGAACACCAUAUUGAAAGAACACGAGCCCGAUACCUAUCAAACCCUACCUAACCACUAUACAAAUUUUAAAAAUGUUUUCUCAAAGCCAAAAGCUGAAGAACUAGCAAAAGAAAGGUCAAACGUGAACUGCAAGAUUAUUCUCAAGCCAGACCCCAAGAUGCGCCACGGAAGAGUAUACAAGAUGUCCGAUACAGAACUCAGUCUACUCAAAACCUAUAUUGACGAUGGAAUCCAACGAGGAUGGAUCCGAAAAAGCAAAUCUCCUUGCGCCUGUCCAGUUAUGUUUCGAACUAAGCCGCAUGACUCGGCCCUACGCCUUUGCGUGGACUACCGUGCCGUAAACGCCAAUACAGUCAAAAACGCUUACCCUUUGCCCCAAUUAGAUGACUACCUAAGCAAAAUGCACAGCGCUAAAUUCUUCACCAAACUUGAUCUUCGUAACGCCUUCCAUCUGCUACGAAUGAAAAAAGGUGAUGAGUGGAAAACUGCGUUUAUAAGCUAA